AUUCUCGCUGUUUCGUGUUUCCGCCGCUGAAGCACCGCCUCAGAGGCUCCCAAAACCGUUCCCAGACAGCCAUUUUGGCUCAAGACCGCACAAGUCACACCAAGUUAUUUGCAGUACUGCGCACAUACGUGAUAAGGUGAGCCCAUGGUGUUCAAGGCUAUCUUCCACCUUCUACUAUUUGCUAACGUCGCCCUGCCACUGCAGGCUUUGACGCUGGAGAGUGCCGCAGAUGAGGCACUGCUCAGGCGUGCUGGUCAUGGCGCCGCAGCGGAAGAAGCUGGCAGUCGCAGUGGCAUGGUAGACCUCCAGCACCUCAUGGUCCAACACGCCGCGUCAGAGACCGAGCUCCAUGCCCGUGCGGCCGAGACGUGGCGCAAGUAUGCUAGCCAGCUGGCCAAUAGUGGUUGCGGCUAUAAAGGCGGUUUGCUGCCUUGCCCCAAUGGCAACAUCUGCUAUUACACAGGGCAUGGAGGUUUGAACGUGACGGCCACAGUGGAGUAUCGUGGGAAUAUCAUCAAGACAGUCUUAACCCCCGACCCAGAUGCUGCAGUUGACAUGCCAGAAAUCGUGACGUUUAUGGGGGCUAACACCGACGAUGCUCCUGCAAUGUUGAUGGACGUACCUGCAGAAUACCGCAGAACAGCGAACCCUGUGAUGCUGAAGAUGUUCUUCGUAGAAGACACUGAUAACGUUACUGAGCAGUGCCCUCAUGACAGUGAGCGCGUGGAGUCCGUGGGGAACAGCACCGCGUCGUACAAGGCUGAGAACACCACGUUCGCAAUUUCAGCGCAAAGCCCAGACACGUUCUUGGGCAUGGAGUUCGAUUUCGUCAGCGAGGCACCUGUGGGUCACACCCUGGCCUUCGAGAUCCCUUCCGGGACGGAGAUCGUCUGGGUGAGCCGUGAAGAGAUGGUCGAGGUGCUCAAAACGCAGGAGAUGCCGGCUUCCCUACAGAGGCGCUUGGAUGCGCAGUUACGCAAAGCUUCUUUGGCCAAGGGGAUGGAUGUCGCGCUCACGCAGAAAUCAACCAGGCGGCGCAGGCGGCGGUUCAGGCUUGCGUGCACAGGUGAACAGAUUGGGCUCAUGGCAGGAGGUGCCGCCGCCAUGGCCAUCGGCUUUUUGGUCUGCGCGUUUACUGUCAUAGGCUGCUUCACGGCGUCGCCGUUCUUGGUUACUAUCGGGGGUACAAUCGUGCUUAACGGUGCUUGCUCAUGUUGGGCCAACGAUAAUACUGGGCGGACUUCCUGUGCGUUGCGGUGAGGGCGGUGAGGGUUGCGAGGGUGCUGCAGCGGUCUCCAAUUUCUGCUCCAAUUGCAGUUGGCAGGCUGGCUUGCGAUUAUGUGGUGCAUGGACGCCUCCCUGGCCACGCCGGGAGGGUGUCCACACCGCUCCUCGGCACAGGAUGGGCCUUGCCAGAGACAGAGGAUGUGUGUAGAGCUUGUCGCCCUGUGCAGGGCGGCGGGGCCUGUACCCAGACCAUGUCCUGGGAAGUCUUCGUCAGAACGAGCAAAGGGCUGGCCAUCGAGCCCGCUGAUGGGGCGUGGCCAGAGACAGUGGACGUGUAUAAACUUUGCCACCUGCAGAUAGCAGGGGGGCACCGUUGAGGCUCGUAAUGCAGACAGUGGCAUACACCCGCAUGUAGCAGGGGGGGCCAUGUCCGUUCGCACCGCAGCAGACAGUGCCUGUUGCAUUUUGUGCCUACUAAAAAAUUACUCCGACGGAAAAACCCCACAUAAGAAUCCUCUGGGCGAAUCUGGAAAAAACCAUCACCGUCGUCCUUGUGGUUGGUGAGGCGUCCUGGCUGUCUCUUCUGCGUAUAUUUCCUCUCGCCUUGGCGCGGGCCCCCCUUCCACUCCUUACGUUGUCCCCAUCCUCGCCCCCCUGUUUGUUCCGCGCCCCGCCACCUCCUCCCCUUCCUGUUGCAUGAGCGCGCAUGUCGAUGUUCCUCGGCGCCGUCGCCGCCACGGCCAGCACAGGCGCGUUCUCUACUGGUCACGUCGCGCAGCCGUUGGGACAACCCCGCGGGCCAGGCUGUCGGGACAACCCCGCGAGCCGUUGGCGCGCAAGACCAAGCCGUUGGGACAACCCCGCGGGCUUCGAGCGAGGCGCAGCCGCGCUCAGGCGGAAGGCAGCACGAAGCCCAGCUCUGCCGCGAGCUGCUUCGCCUCCGCCCUGGACAAAACCGCU
Molecule: messenger RNA, 2187 nt
Organism: Prorocentrum cordatum
Lineage: Eukaryota; Dinophyceae; Prorocentrales; Prorocentraceae
Source: the annotation of a GenBank genome assembly